AUGGCACCCACAGCUCAUCCGCCAACUCAAGGUGGCAUGUUCCACACAUUCCAAGGAGUCACCCCUCGCAAGACUUUGACUGAAGCCAGCGAUGGCGGCAAGUCAAAUUCCAACAGCGGCAACAAGAGAAUCACAACACCACAUGCAUGUGCUGAAUGCAAGAGACGCAAAAUCCGCUGUGACGGUCAACAGCCCUGCGGCCAAUGCCUUUCGAGCCGCGCUCCCAAGAGAUGUUUCUACGAUAAGCAUCGCCAGAGGGUCAUCCCCUCGAGGAAGACCUUGGAGGCUUUAUCGCAGCAAUUAGAAGAAUGCCGAUCCGUCCUCAAGCGACUUUAUCCCGAACACGAUGUGCCGACCCUCCUAUCGCUUUCCCGCCAAGAGCUGGUGGACAUCAUCCACCGAAGGGACGCCAACACACCAGAAUCACUGCUCUCACCGUCAUCCCAGGGCUCGCCCAUCAAGCAAGACUUCGAUUCCUGCCAUGGGUCAGAUGUCAGCUUCACCAGCUUCGAACAGAUGCCAAGCCUGGAUGCGGAAUGGGACGACGAAGGACGGCGCCAGGAGUCUAUGCCCUCAGAAACCGAUGCCUUGAACGCAGGGAGCCUGGUGGGCGAUCGCCAGACCUCGUACCUCGGAGCUUCAUCAAUCAAAGCGGCCUUGAUGGUCAUGCUCAAAGCUCAGCCUCAGCUCAGGCACUCGCUCACUCCGCCGCUCAACAACGUCGAGAUGACGAGCAAUCUUCCAGUCAUUCGACAACGGUCCAUUGUGCCGAAGGACACGUCACGCAUUCCUUGGUCAUGGAAGGGCCAGACGCUGAUCGACGCGUAUUUUAAGCGCGUGCACGUCUUCAUUCCCAUGCUGGAAGAGGGUACUUUCCGCUCGGACUACCUGGAGGGUCAGCGAUGCGAUGCCCCUUGGCUAGCGCUGCUCAACAUGGUGUUUGCCAUGGGCAGCAUUGUCGCCAUGAAGUCGGAUGACUUCACCCACAUCGACUACUACAACCGAGCCAUGGAGCAUAUCACCAUUGAUGCUUUUGGCAGCAAUCACAUUGAAACCGUGCAAUCUUUGGCCAUUAUUGGUGGCUACUAUCUUCACUACAUCAACAGGCCCAACAUGGCCAACGCCAUGAUUGGCGCGGCUGUUAGGAUGGCUAGCGCUCUGGGCUUGCAUCGAGAAUCACUUGCGCAGGGAACGACAAGCGACGGAGCCUCGGCCGAGACACGGCGGCGCACGUGGUGGUCGGUCUUUUGCCUCGAUACUUGGGCCACCACAACGACGGGCCGCCCGUCUUUUGGGCGGUUUGGUCCAGCUAUCAACAUCAAUGCCCCUGGAUUCGGGAUGGAUCAGGCCCACGACUCGGCGCAGCAUGCCGGCAUUUUGCCCCUUGUGGAGAAUGUCAAGUUUUGCAAAAUCGCCACACAGAUCCAGGAUCUGCUGGCCAUCACUCCUCUCGUCCGAGCGGAAGACCGAAGCAGCAUGGACGGCCAGCUGGUGAACUGGUACGGCAGUCUACCCUGGCUGCUGCGCACCUCGGAUCCUUGCGCAGAACCGCUCUACAUUGCCCGGUGCAUUAUGAAGUGGAGAUACCAAAACCUCCGCAUGCUAUUGCAUCGUCCAAUCCUCCUCACAGUGGCCAGUGGCAGCUCCCAGCCUUCCGAUAAGGACUGUGUCGCCGUGGAGACGUGUCGGGAGAUGGCCAAAGCCACCAUUGGAGAUAUCUCCCGCGAAUGGACUCGGAAUCAGAUGUCAGGAUGGAACGCGGUCUGGUUCCUCUACCAGGCGGCCAUGAUACCCCUGGUGAGCUUGUUCUGGGAGUGCGGCAGCUCACAAGUUUCCGAGUGGCAAGAGCAGGUUGAGACUGUUCUCGAACUGCUAGAGGCUAUGGAAGACUGGUCCAUGGCCGCUCGCCGCUGCCGAGAAGUCGUAUGGCGCAUGUACGAGUCCAGUCGUCAAACAGCGUCGACGCCCAAGCAGGACAAUGCUCGGGCUCCCGCUUUGCACAUCUUGACCGACCAGGGACUAGUCAUGAACGACAGGGAUUUCCACUUGUCGCCAAUCGGCCUGGAGUCGGGGGACAUGAUGGGCUUGAUGGAGCAACAGGGUCUUUGGGACCUUGACGGGAUGUGCUGGGCACAGAACCAGGGCCCACUAGCCACCGACGGCGGGAUGUGCGACCUCAACGAAAGCAUGGUGGGUAUGGACUAUACAGCCAUGGGCAACGCAGACCACAUGAUGGACCCUGCGUUCUUCGUGCAGUGA
Messenger RNA from Emericellopsis cladophorae, 2259 nucleotides. Its product is annotated as putative transcriptional regulatory protein-like protein. The record is from RefSeq and is a predicted model, not a curated record. The coding region runs from base 1 to 2259 and encodes 752 amino acids. The transcript has 3 exons. Gene Ontology annotation, molecular function: DNA-binding transcription factor activity, RNA polymerase II-specific; RNA polymerase II cis-regulatory region sequence-specific DNA binding; zinc ion binding. Gene Ontology annotation, cellular component: nucleus. Gene Ontology annotation, biological process: positive regulation of transcription from RNA polymerase II promoter by galactose; DNA-templated transcription. Lineage: Eukaryota; Fungi; Ascomycota; Sordariomycetes; Hypocreales; Bionectriaceae.